AUGUCGUCGUGCUUUUUGUGCUCUACACCACUUGAUACUACUACCUUGUGGACCAAGAGAAAACGGUUGGAUGGACGUAGUCUCACUGAUGCUCGACAUACUUUAGAGGUUAUACUUCAAGAACACUCGGGCCUUCCACUGUCUUCGUACUUGCCACCUUCUGGUCCAGCUUAUGUGUGUCACUACUGUCAAAAAGAUUUGAAGAAACUAAGUGAACUUCAUCUGCUGAAGGUUAAGAUAAAACAACAAUUGGCACACUUGCCUGUCUAUGUAUGUGGUACAGCUUCAAAGAGGCAACGACUUGAAGUACCUGGGGAUAAAGAUGGAGACGAAAUGACAGGUAGCCAACCAGAAAUGCUUCAACAGAGGAUCCAAAAAGUGUCUCCAAAAGUAAAGGUGGUUGUAAAAUACAAGUCUGGAAUGAGAGCAUACAACCUUGCUUCUCCAAGAAGAAAGCAGGCAGUAAAGAGAUGUGUUCGCGGGAAUUUGUUCUCGGUGUUUUCUUGUUUGCAACCCCUAAUGGUCUGCAUAUCACACAAAGGUACUCUUAAAAUUUUGGAUAGAAUCAGUGACAACUUUGAUUCCGAAGUGAAAUCAUGGUCAGAAAACUUAAAGCAUCACUUUCCAACAGAAAUGAGGAUAAUUGGUGUGGCCAAGUCAAGUGAAUUAGCCCAGUCUUCUUUGUCUAGCAACCAGUCAGAAUACAGAUUAGACACUGACAAUCAAACAGACCACUGUACAGAAAACCAAACAGUUGACAAGACUGUCUCUACAGACUCUGAAUUGAAAACUGAAAUUUUGGAGAGUGAUGGGCAUUCUUCAAGAAAGUCUACAUCCGACCUGGAUUCACCCUCUAGUCAAUUAAGUGACAUUGAUGUGGAAAAUUGUUUACUUGAAGAUGACACUGGAAGAGAAGUCAUUCAAUGUCAAUGGACUGGAUUUAAGAUUGUGGGUGAUAAUAUUGACAAAAACGUUAGACCAUCCAAUCAAAGAGUUGACCAUCAAACUCGUUCUUAUCACUAUUUUCAUUCCUUUGCGGUCUUGGACAGAAUCGAUCUGAGCAUUUCAUCGAAUAGAGCUCCUAACACAUUCAAUCUAACCAUUGAUGAUUUCUUAAUAAAUAGCCACGACAUCAUGCAGCUGGAAAGAGACUUUGAAGUACUUCUUUCCAGAGUUCUUGUGAGACGACUCCCAGACUUUGAACACCAAGCAGCUGAUGUAGUGUGGCACAUUCCAUGCAAGUAUCAAAAGGAGAUGUCAAGUAAAUCGAAGAUGGUGCCAUUGGGAGUGCUUCUCCACAGUGAAAUUUACCUGCCAGAAAUGUGCAAGAUACUUGGUUCGCUACAAGAAUAUGUCCCCUCUCGUGUAGUGAACAGUACUCUUGACGUGGGAGAUAAGUCAUUGUGCUUGAAAAACGUCGAUUUCUUGCCUAUUUUGAUGGGAGGCGAUCAACUUACAGCAGCCAGGGCUAGAGGGGCCAAGUCUCUAAGAAGUAGCCAUGACAAUGCAAAAGAUAGAUUGGAAGGAUUGCUGCCUGUUGUUGAAGAUUGGCAUGCUCGCCUCACCUUGACAAAGGCUAUAUGGAAGCGCUUAUAUUGGGACGAUUCUAGCAGAGACAAAGGCACUUUACACCAUCUAAAACAUGUGCUAAAUAGGACCAGCGUGCAUAAAGAUCCUGGUAAAGACCUCAAGGCUGCUGAGGACUUUUUUACCCUUGUAUGGGAAGCUCAUGUGGUGUCAGCAGCACAGUCUGUAAAAUCAACACAGGGGAAGAAGAGACCUUAGCACCCUUCUGCAGAAAAGUCAUGGAUUCUUUUGUGUUGCUGUCAUCCUUACUAGCACAGAGGGAACAUUCUACUGCUUUCGAUGCAGUCCAUGUUUAUGCACUUGACAUCCUGAAUCUUGGCCUCAUCUACAAGGGUUUUCAUGACGCACAUGACGCAGUCAAAGAGGGG
This is a messenger RNA of Corticium candelabrum, 1955 nucleotides long. RefSeq lists its product as uncharacterized. The record is from RefSeq and is a predicted model, not a curated record. Bases 1 to 1785 code for a protein of 594 amino acids. The transcript is spliced from 10 exons. Lineage: Eukaryota; Metazoa; Porifera; Homoscleromorpha; Homosclerophorida; Plakinidae.